Messenger RNA from Fusarium venenatum, 636 nucleotides. The record is from RefSeq and is a predicted model, not a curated record. Lineage: Eukaryota; Fungi; Ascomycota; Sordariomycetes; Hypocreales; Nectriaceae.
AUGAGGCUCUUUCAUCUCCUUCCCAUGCUUGGGCUUGUCUGUGCUGCACCCGCCGAAGCAGACUAUCCCAUGACGUUGGAUAAACGCCAAACUCCCCCACCUCCAACUCGCCCGCUCCCACAACUGCCAACGAAUCUUGUCAAUAUUACCUGGUGCCAAGUCACCAUUACACAGAAUCCGGGGUUGGAAGUUGUUAAGGCGCACACUGUAUACGCAAAUCUUUAUAUGGUGGACGGAAUCGCCUCGCCUGGGACCAAAAACGGUGCCAAUCCCUACGACUUUUUCGUUUCAACUGGCUCUUCUCUUCCAGGAGGUGGAAUUAUAUUCGCCAAGAAUAAAUACGUGAUGAGUUUGCCUUAUCAACUUGGGCCUGUGAAUAACGACUUUGCACGAAUGCGCUUGACGGACGACGGUUAUAUUGUGGCAAACGUCGAUUACUCGAACCUUGACAAUGCUGCCACAAAGACACCACUUUCAUUCAAUGCCGAGAUGAGGAUAUCAUCAGGAAGCGACAAAAAUACAUACAACCCCCCAACUCCCUAUCGUUUGAUGGAUGGGUUUGUUGGCUUCCGUGUCAAGGACAAUAUAGUUGACGGAAAAAUCCAAAUCACAAAGGAUCUUGGUGGGAACCCUUAG